CUGUCGGAAGAGUCAGUGAGUUGUCAUAAAUACAGCCUCUCAUUCUCUCUCCUCAACUUUCCUCUUUCCAAAAACAUUCUCUCUCUCUCUCUCUCUAGGGAUUCGCUCUCUAUCUACACAAACCCUCGCUCCCAGCCAAAAAAAAAAAAAACAUGACCUGAAUUUCCUGCUUCCAACCGCCGUAAUUCGCCGCACUCUGUCGUCUUUCGCCGCCAACGAUCCGAUAUCUAUGUCAUGGAAGACAACUUAUCCUCCACCACUCUGAUGGACUCCACAGCCUCUAAGAUACAACAACUCCAGAAAGCAUUUGCAGAACUCGAAAGCCACAGGUCCGUCACUCUCAAUUUGAAAUGGCAGCAGCUCGAGGAGCAUUUCCACGGCCUUCAAAAGUCUCUGAAACGGCGUUUCACCGAGCUAGAAGAGCAAGAAAAGGAAUUCGAACACAAAAUAUCUGAAUCCAAAGAUGCAUUGGACAAGCGCAAAGCUGCUGUUAUUGCCAGUGAGCAAGUAUCGCUCGAGAGGCUCCAAGACAAGCGAGAUGCUGCUGUCUCUGCUAUUCUAUCCGCUAUGCAGAAUCCACUUGCUGAAGAUUCACCCAUCACUAAAACUGAGGAAAAGAUAACCGGGGCCAUGGUUUCCGACAGUAACGCUGAAAUCACGAAAAAGCCUCUCGUGAAUAUGAACGUGCAGGUCAAGUCAUAUCCAGAUUUAGUAAUACUGUGCCGAGAGAUGAACUCGGAAGGUCUGCACAAAUUCAUAUCGGACAAUCGCAAGAAUCUUGCCAUUCUAAGGGAGGAAAUUCCGACUGCACUUGAGGCUGCUGCGGACCCCGCCUCUCUGGUUCUGGACUCUCUGAAGGGAUUCUAUAACAUCGACAUGCAGAAUUUGGAUGCUAGAAAAGAUUCGAAUCUGUUGGGCCUUCGUCGUACCUGUAUCAUGCUCAUGGAGUGCCUUUGCAGUUUGUCUGUGAGUCUUGAUGGGAAUGCUAAGGAGAGAGCAAAAGCUAUUGCUGAGGAUUGGAAGCCGAAGCUGGAUUAUCUCGAUGCUGAUGCGAGCAACGGGAAUUCUUUGGAAGCGCAUGCGUUCCUACAACUUCUGGCUACUUUUGGCAUCAAUUCGGAUUUCGAUCAGGAGAGCUUGUCCAAGUUAAUACCUAUGGUUUCUCGCCGUCGUCAAACGGCUGAGUUGUGCCGUUUCCUUGGGUUGUCGGACAAAAUGCCAGGUGUGAUUGAUGUACUAAUAAAGAACGGAAGACACAUCGACGCCGUCAAUUUGGCUUUUGCAUUCGAGCUCACUGAUCAGUUUUCACCCAUUUCUCUACUCAAAUCUUACUUAUCCGAGGCCAGAAAAGUGCAAUCGUCUGCCAAACCUGGGAACGCAUCGCCCACUUCUUCUACACAGAGCGAUGUGAACGAGAAAGAGCUGACAUCGCUAAAAGCUGUAAUAAAGUGCAUCGAAGACCACAAACUCGAGCACCAAUUCCCAACAGACCCACUCCAGAAACAACUCAUCGAAAUCGAGAAAGCCAAAGCCGAUAAAAAAAGAGCAACGGAAGUUGGAAAGCCUCAGUCCAAACGACCCCGUGCAAGUGGUGUACACGCACCACCACCACCACCUCGAGUGGCUGCUGCUAAUGUCGCUGUCACCCACACCGCUAGAACGACCGAUAGGUACCCGCAGUACAUCUACGAGAGGCCCACUUACGCUGCCUACGCGGGGCCCACCGACCACCACCAUCUUCACCACCAUCACCAUCAAGUUCCUUCGUUUUUCGGCGGUGGUGCUUAUAACUUUUCGCCUAAUCAUGGAAGCUUCUUUGGAAAUGGCUACCACCAGUACCAGACUACUACCUACCUGCACUGAUGAUGAUGACGAUGAUGAUUUGAUCCGUUGACUGUUAGUGUUGACCCUGUUAUUUUCCGAUUUGUUUUUUUAAUUGUGUAAUAUGUUCGACCUCCUGGGAGAAAUUUAAUAUUUGUUAAUUUUCUAGUCUGUUGUUGUAAAAGCUAAUAUUACCAUGCUUUUAACAGAUGCAACUGUUUCUAAUGUUGUGUUUAUAAUGUUGUAUUAUUAAUCUUUAUGUUUCUCGA
Erythranthe guttata (spotted monkey flower) is the source of this 2090-nucleotide messenger RNA. Its product is annotated as FRIGIDA-like protein 3. Lineage: Eukaryota; Viridiplantae; Streptophyta; Magnoliopsida; Lamiales; Phrymaceae. The record is from RefSeq and is a predicted model, not a curated record.